UAGUGCUCACAAACUACCCUGAUCUACCGCAAUUUAGAAACCGAAAGCUAAUGGAAUGCCGCGGGUAAAGCCGCCAUCGCAUCAAAAGAGGCAGAGGGAAGAGACUGACUAGGGGCGAGAGAGUGUGGGACAAGCAGCAGAGAUCCCGUCACCAACAACAUGGUUUUAGGUCGCUAAACUUGAGAGGACUGGGAAUCAGACGAUCGUCUAUAUAAGCUGCAUAUUGCCAGCCUCUAGAGACGAUGGGAAAAAAGCAGACUCUCAACAGCGUGAGCUUCCUGAGAAUAACACCACAUCACUAUCUCUUUCUUUCCAAUUACUGCGAUGUAUUCAUACAAGCUCUCCUUCUCAGUGCUGGCUGGUCUGAUGGCCAUAACUCUCUUUCCAGCCAACAUUCUGGCAUCACUACCGUUUGGUCUAGCUGGACCAGAGGGUGCUGUGCUCUUUCUCAACGGAUUCCACUUCGUCUCUGGCCAUAACGAUUACGAGGUUUCCGCGAAUCAUUACUGCGUCAUUAUUCGCGACGAUAUGCUGCAGUGCGUGGUAUACAAUACCGCUACGACCCCGGCUCAUCUCGCCGGAAUAGAAUACAUUGUCACCGAGGAGGCAUUUGAAACGCUUGAUUUCGAAGAACGUCAACUCUGGCACAGUCACCAGUAUGAAGUUACGAGCGGGUUCCUCAUUGAACCAGGUCUUCCCAGCGUCGUCGACCAUACCAUCAUGAAAGAUGUGCUGAUAAACACCUACGGCAAGACAAUUCACACAUGGCGAUAUGACCAGAAAGACUCUUUGUAUCCUGUUGGCGUCCCCGAGCUUGUUAUGGGCUUCACACAUGACGACCAGAUCACGCCAGACUUUGUCGAAGCACGCGAUGUACUGUUCGGGACGAAUACGACUGAGAUUAGGGACUCGCGCCGUGAUAUUACACCCCACGAUGUUCUACCAGGUGCUGAUAGUUGGAAAUAUGGCUUCUCGCUAUCAUUUGGGAUUGUGAAUACAACGAUUAACACGGGUGAUUGUGCGUCGCCUGCUGCAGAACUCAUUCGUUGAUACCGGACACAGAAGGACCAUUUGGGGUUGAUCCUAGACGGAGCCCCUGCCUAUCAUUCGACGCUUUGAGCUGAAUGUAAAGAAUCGCGCCGGGCGGCUGAGUGACGGCUUUGGUGCUUUGGUCAUGCAAAUCUCCUCUCGAAUCCACAUUAUU
Xylaria bambusicola is the source of this 1204-nucleotide messenger RNA. RefSeq lists its product as uncharacterized. The transcript is spliced from 3 exons. Lineage: Eukaryota; Fungi; Ascomycota; Sordariomycetes; Xylariales; Xylariaceae. The coding region runs from base 325 to 1050 and encodes 241 amino acids. The record is from RefSeq and is a predicted model, not a curated record.